GCGGGCUCAAUCUUCAACGAGGAAGAUGUACUUUUCUAACGCGCGAAUUUUUGUUUACUAAAAAGUUUGUGUCGCUGGUCAUGAGUAAUUUUCAUCAUGGUGAUGUAUGUAGUGCAUUCCCACCCUGUCCAGCAAAAGUACAAGACUCACGUUUGUAGCAGAGCGACUCUUUUCCAGUUCUUUGUCAUUUUUCUGACUUUCAUACCUCCUCUUAUCAUCGCCUAUGUGACACACGGUUUUUGGCUCAAGGAAAGCACUUUCAGAGAACAACCCGACGUUCGAUUCAAACACGAAAUCCUUCUGGUAGUUCAAGGAAAUACCCCUGGCUCAUUUCUAGCCUACAGCACUUUCCAAAAUUUUAACCAGCUUCUGCAACAAAAGCUUAGAAUUCCACUCAUCAAGUCUUGGGAGACAGAUAAUAACCUGGAUGGAAAAUAUGAUAGCCUUCACUUCAAUAUUAAGAUACCCUUGGCAGACUCUGAAGCAAUACAUUCCAUACAGUUGAUGCUGAUAUUUGAUUACCAAUUUCAUAAAUAUGUUGCACUUCAGAUGGAAAGCAUGGCUUAUAUCCAUUACUCAUCUCCUCUAGCAGGAGCAGAGUUUUCUACAGUCGGAAAACUUGUCCUUCAACAAUCAGGACCCUUACCACACAAAGGAAUUCAUGACAUUUAUGAUGUGCCGGUUAUUGAUGGUACAAGCUCAAAUGUUGAGGCAUACGACUUGUACGAUGUUUUUACCAGUUAUGUCCAACGUAAUGUCACCACAGAGUAUAUCUCAUUUCACCCUGUGUGGACAAGUGGACGAGCAGCAGGACAGCCGUUUGUUAUACAAGGAACUAUCUUUUAUCCAGAAGAGACAAUCAUGUACCGACCAGGAUUCUGGCAACUGAUCAAGAUGGCAUGGAUCCAAUACCUGGCAAUUCUCUUCAUUUUCCUCUUUCUGUUUGACAGAGUCAAAAGAUUUGUGUUUGAAAAUCAAGUGGUGACAACUGUUCCUAUGAUGAUAGAAAAAGAGCAUCAGGAAUAAUGAGCUAAUAAUGAACAGAUGCCAAUGUACAAAGUUAGUUUGGGAAGGCAUCUUGUGAUCAGAUGGAAUUUUAAUUUAUGAUGUUGAUGAAACAAAAAAGCGGAGAAAUCUAUUGUAGCAAAGCCAAAAAACUGGAGCAAAUCUUGCCAUCAGCCUGAAAAAGAUGACAGCAAAUUUAAACAAAGCCUUGCCAUGUGUCACCAUUCUUUACGUAAAUGACUGACACAGACGAGUACCAUGUAAGUUGUUUGUCACCCGCUAAUGUGGGCUGGCUCACCUUUGCAAGAUUCAGUAUGUCCUCGAGGGGCCAGGGAAGAGUGUUAUUUGCUUCUGUAUUGUUCAACAUUUUCAUAGUGACAGUGAAAAUUUACAACCAGCCACAACCAAUCAGAUGCCUCAUGGAUUGCUAAUAGUGUUCUGAUGUCAUUAUGGAAUUUUUGGAUCAGAUGUUUGACAGGAUCCUUGUGGAGAAUGGCAAUUAUCACAUGACAAUGGAUGUCUGUUUUCUAUGGCCAUGGAGUAUUCCAAAUGUUGUCACUGUGCCAUGUUGCUAGGCAACCUCUGAUAAAUGUUAUUUUCUGAUUGUGCAUGUUCAGAUGCUGUGUGCAGCAUAUACCGGUAGUUUUUGUUUUGAAGGACGCAAAAGUUUAAAGUCAAUUUCUUUCUAUUUAUUGCUACGCUUUUUUAUAGGUGCUAAAAUAUCUCAUCUAAUUGCCUAAGCAACGUCAGGCAGUGAAGGGUGCAAUUUUGACUAAGAGGGGAUUCUUAACAAGACCCAGGGGUUUCAUUAGUGCUUUCAGAGGAAAAGCAUCAGGUUUUCACAGGCUGGCAAAACUUUUUGAACUGAAAUUCUUUGUAGAAAAACUUUCCUCUAGAUGGUAAAACCAGGCAGGCCAAAUCGCCCUCACAGACAGUCCAUUUGCCCAGGGUCCAGCCCUUAUUGAACCCCCGGCAACAUCUCAUUUGCAAUAUUUGAGCAUCCAGUGACUGGGGUGUUCCAGUUUUAUUUCAUGAUAUUUGAAUGUUAAGAUCUUUUUAACUUAGAGUUGGCAUACGUGCAUCUUAUGUUUUUAAUUAAUGUAUGAUUUUAUACAGCAUACACAGGGCAAUUGAUCAACUCACCACACCCCUGCAUGUUGUUUGGAAAGAAAAUCAAAUUUUUGUUGACAAUUUUAAACCGUGAUCCCUUGAAUAGGGACACACAAAAUUGACAGGGAAACCAGUGGAUCAAAUUGUAUUGUGGGAUGCCUGUCUUAACCUCCUCUACAGGGAAUAUAAACUAACGUAAUGAAGAAAAAAAUCGGGAGAAUUCUCUUAGUUUUCGGGACAACCUCCAUUGCUAUAUUGCUACAUUGUUACUGCUCAAAUAGCGUCUAUUGAAGUUGUCACUCCUUGUCUUGUCGCACCUUCAAGUAUUAGAUCAUUGUAUGUCUUACGAAAUAUCAUUUACACACGCGUACAUAGAGAACUAAAUGAUACAUUGCUUCUUAAAAUACGUAAAUACGUACAGAAUCUUUCGAGUAUUGCAGUGCAAAUCUGGUUUAACCGCAGUCAACUGUGAACAUGCCCUGAGCUUUGAAAACAAUUUUUCGGGUUUUGUUUAGUUUUGUUUUUUGCUAACUUCCGCGCUUUCCCCCAAAAAAGAAUGCCUUCAGAGAGUUGUGUGGGUCUAAUCUUGACAUUCGACUGGCAUUAAUUGAAAAUUCUCAUUCAUUGCGAUAAAUGUUGAGGUCGAGGCCAUAGGCGAAAUUUCGGAACGUCGGGUCCCUCUGUAAACGUUAAGAAAACUGUUGAAUUUUUGUUUUGAAAUGCUCGCCUGUUCUUGCACUUGACUGGGUUUAUUUAUUCAUGUGUGCAUGGGAUAACACUGUGUAAGCCUUUGAGGCUUUUAAGCUUCCGGUUUUUUAUUAACUUAUUCGGUCGUUCCAGUGGUAACUGUUUCCUCAAUAAUGUUUAAUUUGUAAGAAAAAAACUAAAUUAUUCAGUUACUUUCUUCUUAGACGUACAUACUGCUUGUAAAUAAAGAGAAUAUACUUUUUAAA
This is a messenger RNA of Orbicella faveolata, 3068 nucleotides long. RefSeq names its product transmembrane protein 231-like. Gene Ontology annotation, cellular component: ciliary transition zone; ciliary membrane. Gene Ontology annotation, biological process: regulation of protein localization; cilium assembly. The record is from RefSeq and is a predicted model, not a curated record. Lineage: Eukaryota; Metazoa; Cnidaria; Anthozoa; Scleractinia; Merulinidae.